Molecule: messenger RNA, 4326 nt
Organism: Acanthaster planci (crown-of-thorns starfish)
Lineage: Eukaryota; Metazoa; Echinodermata; Asteroidea; Valvatida; Acanthasteridae
Source: RefSeq, a predicted model, not a curated record
UGUACGCAGUACGUUGAUACAAUUAUGGUGCUUCAUAGCUAGCGCUUCAAAGCCGUUCAAGGGCAAUGUGUCCAUGAAACUUGGAAGCAUUCGCGUGCAUCACAUGUAAAGAUAACAUUUUCAGCCUGUUUUUCACAUUUGUAGCUGCGUUUCCUUCGAGGAAGGGGCUUACAUGGAUGACGAUUUGACUACAGUCACCAGCAUUUACAAAUAUGUCUGGGAGCUGUAUGUGAGGCGUAUGCAUCACAGUUGAUUUUGUAGGAGCUCUUUUAAACAGCCAGGUUUUUGCCCGCACUCUGAUGUGAUAGCAUUUAUAAUCCCUGCCACUAGUUUAUCACCUGCCAAAGACAAGAAAUCCUUCACCUCAGAGCUGAUAAAGAGCAUGGGUUGUGGGAGUUCGCAGAGUGCAUCCACCUCAAGUCUCGGCUCGGCAAGUGACAAACCGAAAAAGGGCAGCUCAUCCACAUCACUACGGAAACAGGUUCUGAUAACACAGAGUGAGCCCAAGCCCCGUGACGUUGACAGCCAGUCCCUGGGUGGGGACAAUGCCGGGCAGAGGGCGGACAGUCGGAGCACUUGCAGGGACAGUGGGAUAGACAGUGCCAAGACCAGUGACGGCAGAAGGGGCUUAAGACAGGCUUCAUUGCAGUCAGCAGGCCAGGGGGAUCAGAGUAGGGGUGAUGGAGCAGAUUCCAGACAGAGAGCUGUACCGACGCCAGUUGCCUUUGAAGUUGUGAUGGGAGAAAACAGGGGACAGAGCAUAGUUAAACAGCACCCUCCAAAACGGUUACAGUUGAAACUGUUGGAAGGGAGCGAGCCCAAGGUGACAGCAGAGAUGUUGGCAGAACGACAGCGAGUGGCCGAAGAAAGAAGAUUGGAGGAGCUUCAGAAGAGAGCCAAGAGUGCCAAGAAGACAUCGAGGAGACGGAAAGAUAUCCUGGCAGCUAGAGAGUUUGGAGACAGUCAGACAGCUGAAGCCCAUCAGAAGAAGCUUGAGGAGAAAAACCACUCAGCUGAGAAGAACCGAGCCAGGCACCAGGCGGAGAUCCAGGCCAAGCAGAGGAUGCGAGAGCUGAGGGCGGCUCAGGCCAGGGAGAAGGCCAGACGGCUCAACGAGGCCGUGGAAGAUGAAGCUCACUUUGAUGUGGAGAAAGACGAGACAUUCAAUGCCGAUGAUGAGUCAGACUCGUGGCUCGAUGGUGCCAACAACGCCAACCCCCUGGAUGUCAAGGGGUCGGCCUCCACGAACAACUCAGAGCGGAUCUAUGAUGGUCGCAGCAGUCCGACAAAAAGAUUCCAGCCACUGUCGAGUGCCGAGGUCCGACGUAGGCAGCACAGCCUGGGCAGUGACAGUGAAGACGAUUCAGGGAGUGCGGCCAACCAGUGGGCGAGUCACGCAUCCAACAACACCGGUACUCAGGACUUCUUCGAUACAUAGGCAAAUUCACCUCAGUCAAAAUCUGUAAAAUAGAAUGUAUAAAGUGUAUAUACAAAUGAAAUUUUCUGUUAUGCGAGUGUCAGCCCGGGCUGGAUGACAUGUAAAUGUGCAGGGAUUCCCCAUGUCAUAUCACUGAGGACGUUGAUUCCAGUAACAUCUGUAAGUAAUGCUGCGUGAUGUCUGUACGCGUACUUGUCCCCAAGCUUGUGCAGUUGGGUGUUGUACACAUGUACAAGCUCGAACUAAUUCAUAAAGGUUGAGUCUGUGGAGAGCCCUCAAGUAUCACUGGGCCACGGCAGGAUGUUUGUAGCAACUGUCACUCCGCAACAAAGUCUGAUGUGAUGUGAAAAGUUGUGCAGAUUUUGACAGAAGAGCUACCAAGGGUCAGUAUUUACCAGGGACUCUCCUUGUGGUAUCUUGUUAAAAAAAAAUCAGUAUUUUUGACCAAAAAUAUUACCACUCCCAGGACAAGUGCAACAUGGAAUAAUGUCGAAAAGUGCUUAUUAGAUUGCCAUCUUUUUUGUGCCAUCUGGUCAUUUGUAGAGAUUUCAAUUGCACAAAAGAAUGUACCAUUUUGUUUUCACUGAAUAUGGAACUUUAUCAUUUGUACAUCAUCUGUGUCUCUUCCUUCCCCCCUUGGAGGGAGGUUAAGAUUCAUCUGUGUCAUCACCUGUCGUCCAUUUCGCUUCUGUCUGUCAUAAACUGUUAGCCAGUCAUGAAAUGAAAUAAUCGUGCGAGAAAAUUAAUUUUUAUGCAUGUGCCAUUAAAUUUUCUGGAAAAAAAUUUGUUGAUGUAGUGUACAGAUAAUAUUUUCAAAUGUUAGAGUGAAUUUACAUUGUAAAAGGUUAAAGUAUAGUACCUGUACUUUAUAUGGCAAACAAAAUCUUUCAGCUGUUAUUGAUAACAUCUAAAGGUCGUUUCAAAAUGAUCAACUCUUUUUCAAACGAAGCUUUUUCAAUGAUCAUUUUUUUAAUCCGGUCAUAAAACCAAAGAGUCCUUUGUAGACAAUCUGUUUGUAGAACUCUGUUCAGAUCAAUCACCCAUCGCUGGUUAGGGCCAAUUGUUUUCAUAUAACUUUUGUGAAGGGAGCACAGGUGUUGCUAAGCACCACGGGUACUGCCUUAAUUCAUGUACAUUCUGUUCACAAGUGUACAUGUAUGGAAGUGUUCUCCUCACUAAUAUACAUCUUUGUUCAAAUAAAUUUGUCCAAUAAGGUCUUAAAGAAAGUACAUGUACAUCUUGUGUUGAGAAAGGCACCAGGUACUAGCCAUUGAAUUUAUCACAGGCAUAACUGAACCGUCUAAUUCACAAGGGUACUUUUUUUAAAACUGGGUUUCAUCUCUGUAUGUGGCUUCAGCUUCCACCUCUCUGAUUUUAUUUCUUUGAGAAUUAGAGUUGAGCUCAGGUUUGGUAGGUUUUUUGGCUUAACAAAAUAAAACCUUAAACACAAAUCCAAAGAUGGGAGUGUCUUAAGUUUGGUUUUGGACAUGAUAUUGAAUGAUUCCAGGGUGGGAGUGAAGCUGGAGCCACCGCCAGAAGUAAAUCCAAGCUCUGGGAAAGACCUAUGAGUCUUGUGCGAAAUGAAGUUGAUGAAGAAAUCUCCAGUUUCAGAGAUGUGUUGGGAUCUCAGCGUGGUGGCAGAGUUGUGGAAAAAAAUCACAAGCUACAGUGUGUGACUUGUGAUUUUUUUAUCUUUAAUAAUUAAAAGCAGUACAUAAAAACCUGUAAUUCUUAUUAACUCUCCAACCAUAUUGAAAAACACAGUGAAUAUACACAUCACUGUACCCAGAGCAGAAAUCUAGUAUGAAAUAAAUACAUUUUCUUUGGAUUGGUUAAGGUUCAUGGUAUUGAAUUGGUCAGAAAUACCAUACACUGAUUACUUUUCAAUCCUUAUUAAAAUGACAAGGUCUUUGUCAGAGAAAGCUCCUUUAUUCAGGUUUAUUACAUUACUAUUGAGUUUGAUCAACCUGAAUGCAGGUUCAUUCUAUAGGUUAUUUUGUAAUUUGUCCUCGAGCUUCUCUUCCUCAUAAACCUUUUUUUGGGGGGGGGGAAUUUGUUUGUGUUGGGAGAAUAAAAAUGGGUAAUUUGUCUGUCCUGGGGGAGUAAUGUACAUUAUGUAAUUAAAAGUUUCAAACAUUAAAAGUUUCAAAACUUUUACAUGUAAUUUUUGUUGCCGAAUUUGGACUGUUUACUUUUUUGUGCAGGGUUUGCAUCCAGCCAAAUUAUAAACUUAUUUAGCUUGAAAGAGCAUUGAUUAAGAUUUUGUUUUGUGUGUGCGUUACAAACAACUUCCGGGUUGUUUUUCAGGUAACUGCUUGGAUUUCUUUAUUGUAAACUUUCAAAGCUUCACUGCCAAAAGCAUACAAAAUUUAUGACAUAAAGUAGCCAAAUUAAUUACCACCAAAAAUAUUCCAGGAAAUAAAUAUGUAAAGAAGCAAGGAACAUGCAUGACAUAUAAAGCAUUCAUAGUGUUUUACCUGUGGAGACAUCUGAAAAAUCUUAUUUUGUGUCUUUUGAAUUAUAGUUUUACCAAGUUGUGUAAUUUUCCCAAACACCAUUGUUACAAGGCUAAUAAGACCUUGAUAGUAACAGGUAUUUUUAUAAGUUAUUUUAUUUAUUAUGUUACAUGUUUUUAAUGACCUGGUAAAUUUGAAACCAAAUUGCCAACAUGGGGGGGCUGAAAUAUUUCCCACCCUUCUCACAAUAUCUGGUCAAUGGCAUUUCAUUUUUAUGUACAUGGCCAUACACCAGAACUGGUUCAGAAACUAAAUCUGACUGCAAUUUCUGAAGAAAAGAGAUUACCUGUGUGUACUAAACACUAGAAAUCCUUUUCUCCCCUGUUUAAGAUGAACAUUAAAACUCACUGGCUGAUUUGCUGUGCGAAAUGA